Messenger RNA from Drepanopeziza brunnea f. sp. 'multigermtubi' MB_m1, 855 nucleotides. Lineage: Eukaryota; Fungi; Ascomycota; Leotiomycetes; Helotiales; Drepanopezizaceae. The record is from RefSeq and is a predicted model, not a curated record.
AUGCCUCCCAAACCCCCCUCAGCCCGCCUCACCCACUUCCUCUGCAUCCCCCUCGUUACCGCAGCCUCCAAACCCCAACUCCAGUCCGCCCUCUCAGCAUUCACUUCCAAAGCCAGCAGCCCCAACGAUCCCCUAGCGCGCAUCCCCGAGAAAGCCAUCCGCCCUCUCGGCACCCUCCACCUGACCCUGGGAGUCAUGUCCCUACUCACCCCAGAGCGCAUAGAAGCCGCCCUGGCCGUCCUCCGCACGCUGAACCUGCAGGAGAUACUGGCGGCGACUAAGUCUGCAGAUGUCCGUACCCGGACAGGAGAAGCGCAGCAAGGCGUUAGCGAGGGAGCGGGAGCGUUGUCGGGAGCGUUGUCGGGAGCGUUGUCGGGAGAAGGCGCAGGAAUCUUGCCGGAGAGCGGGUCAGACAUGGGGGAGGCCAAAGAGACAUUGUACAUCACCCUACAGGGUUUGCAUUCCAUGCAGGAUGCGAGCCGGACGUCGGUCCUGUACGCCGCGCCGCUGGAUCCGGAGCGGAGGCUGCAUCGAUUCUGUGAGGCGCUGCGUGUUUUGUUUGCUGGGUUUCUGGUCAGGGAGGAGAGGAGACCGUUGGUGUUGCAUGCUACGAUUGUCAAUACGGUGUAUUUGCCUAGGAAUUCUUCGUGGGUGGGGGCGGGGAGAGAGAAGCGGAAGGGAAGGAGAGAGAGGUACACGCUUGAUGCUCGAGGUUUGGUGAGGGAGUUUGAGGAUUGUGUGUGGAUGAGAGACGUACGACUUGAGAAGGUUGCUGUGUGUAGGAUGGGUGCGAAAGUGUCGGAAUGUGGGAAGGAGGAGUACGAGGUGGAAGGGGAGGUGGAGGUGCCUGGGUGA